GUGAGCUCCCUGCCCCUGCAGCUGACAGCACAAAUCCCAGAUCCCAAGGCUGCUAGCCUGUGAGGUCCUGGCUACUUCCACCGUCCACAUGUCCUCUCCCUGCUGCAGAGAAGGCCUGCGUCCUAAUAAAGUCCCAUCAAACAAGGAUGGACAUGCAUGCCUUGCAGCCUGUCCUUCUUGAAAGUGGGAAGGGUUGGGGCCUUGCAAGUGGUCUCACCCAGAUGCCCAGGCCUUGGCCCCUGAGGCUGUUCUGGGUCCCGAAGUCAGUGGUGGGGCAGAGGGAAAGCAAGCCUUUGCGCUGUGGUUUCCAAUCCUGAGGACAGCGAAGCCGGCCGGGUGGCUGUCAGGGUGGGACUUGGACCCUGAGCUCCGCCCUAGGGCUCCGCCACCAACCCCUGGAGUUACAUAAGGUGGGCAGUCUGCGUUAAAGAAUAACCUGCUCCAGGAGACGCGGCUCCUUCCUGGCUCUGGCAGUUCCUCGAGCACACUGGUGGGGAAGCGGCCGUCCCAGGCAGCGGAACGCGAAAGCGCCCAGAGCUGGCCAGGCUAGGAGCUGUAGGGCGCCGGGCGGCCCCCUUAGCUGGCCCGCGCCGGAGCGCGGUGCCGAGGGUGGGCGGCAGCCCAGCGCGGGCCAGUGGGAGGCAGCGGGCAGGGCCCCCGGCCACUGAGUGUUGAUGCGCCCGCUGGCCAAUAGGCGCGCGCGCCGGGGCGGGGGGCGUGGCCGGCCGCGCGGCCUCUGGGCGGCGCAGCACGAAGCGGGCAGCGCGGGAUCCAGGGCGGGGGUCUGCGGCCCCGCCAGCCCGGCCCGGCCCGGGGCCGCGUCCUGAGAGUCUGUCCUCGCCGCUGCAGCCUAGGCAGCCGGCCGGCUAUGGAAACCAAGCUCUCCCCGGGUCCGAGUCUCGGCUGCGAGCGCCCCCAGCUCCGCGCUGGUGGUCCGGACCCCAGUGCGCUGCGGGCCGAGGCGCCGUGGCUGGGUGUGCAGGGCUCGGGCCCGCGCGCCGCGCCCGUGACGGUGCCGGCGCCGCCACAGGGUCCUUCUAUGGGCGGCGGCUUUGCGGGCUUGGAGUUCGCGCUGCCGCAGGAGCCUCAGGCUGCAGACCUAGGGACCCCGGGGACGUGGGCGGGGGCGGCAGGGCUCCCGACGCCGUCGGUGCAUAUUCCGGUGCCAGCGCAGAGAUCCCCCCCAGGAAAAGCUCGACUAGAUGAGGUCAUGGCUGCUGCAGCCCUUACAAGCCUGUCUACUAGCCCACUCUAUCUGGGGGCCCCUGCUGUAGUCUUCAGCCCAGAGCCUGGUUUGGAACCCUGGAGGGAGGCCCUGGUGCAGCCCACGGGCAGCUACAGCAGCAGCAGCAACAGUGGAGACUGGGGCUGGGACCUGGCCAGCGACCAGUCCUCCCCAUCCACCCCAUCGCCCCCACUGCCCCCUGAGACAGCCCACUUUCUGUUUGGGGAGCCCACCCCAAGGAAGCGGAAGGUGAGCUGGGGGAGCCCAGGGCGGGUGGACAUGGGUGCUGCUCCUGACACACACCCUGUUGCCCAGAGCUCGGUCCAGGUGGUGUUCCAGUGCCUGUGGAAGAGCUGCGGGAAGGUGCUGCACACAGCCUCCGCCAUACAGAGACACAUCCGCCUGGUGCACCUGGGCAGGAGACAGGCAGAGCCUGAGCACAGUGAUGGUGAGGAGGACUUCUACUACACAGAGCUGGACAUUGGUGUGGACAAGCUGACUGAUGGGCUGUCCAGCUUGACCCCAGCAUCCCCUGAAGCCCCUGUGCCACCCACCUUCCCCCGCCUGGACCUGCCUAGUCUGCUGCGGCCCCUGGCCCUGCCCCUGCCCCCUGUGCUUAGCUCUGCAGCUCCCCUCCAGACAUGCCACAGUGACCACACCCACCAGGCCGGGGAGGCCACAGGUGACAGCUGGGAGCAAGUCUCAGGGCACUCUGGAGAGGAGCGAAGUCCAGGUUGCAGCUCCCCCCAGGGCUACCUGGCACCAGUCCACGUGGACGCACAGCCCACCGAGGGCCGGGCCACUAUGCCAGCCCUGCCCCCUAAGCUUGGUGCCAACUUGAGGAAGCCACGUGGUGAUGCCAAGAAGUGCCGGAAGGUGUACGGCAUGGACCACCGGGACCUGUGGUGCACGGCCUGCCGCUGGAAGAAGGCUUGUCAGAGGUUCCUGGACUGAGCCCCGCGCUGCUGCCCAGCCUCCUGACUGCAGGCCCCAGGCCUGGCCUUGCCCAGCUGCAGGCUGCUUUCUAAUGCAGGAGAAAGCAAGGGAGCUAGUGGCCCUGGACCCCAGAGGCAGGGGAGGGUUCUGCUCUUCAGAGAGCCUCUGAAGAAGCCAGCGUGGUUGCACUAAAGCCAGAUGACAUCACUGUCCCCUUGGACCCAGGGCUGCUGCCCCCUGCCUGUUGGCCCAGGACUGGUCAAGGAUGUCAAGGAUGUUGGCAGGCCAGCUGUGGGGGCCAGUCCAAGAGGCACUUUGAGGGGUGUUGAGAGGGGACUCCCAUGCUUGCACUUAAUGCCAUGGUUUGGGGGCCAGGGCUGACAUUUUACCAUGUUUCUGAAGCUCAGGUGUCUCACGUCUGGGCCACCAGGCGAGGAGAAAAAUUAAAAAUUGGGGGUUUUUCCAGAAGCUGAGUCUGCCUCCUGGAGGAAAGGAAUGGGUCCAGGACCCUGUGGGCAGGGAUGCGGGAGGCCACAGGGCUGGGUCUCCAGUCUGGGCCCCUCUAUCCAAGGUGAGGCCGAAGAGGGGCGCUGUCUGAAACACAGGAGGCGUCUGCUGGGAGCAGCAAUUUCCCAAUUUAUUGAAAGUGAUCGCUUUUCAAGAAUGUCUAUGCUAAUCCCGUCACAGAAAGGAACCCACAGGCAGGCCUGGAGCUGUGGAGGCAAACAAGAAGCCCCCAGACCCUCUGUAGAGAAGAGAAGGUGAUGCUGGCCUGGCCUGUGGCUGCAGGAAGCCGGGCAGCAGCUGUAAUUCUCCACCAACAGACUGAAGAGCCUCCCCAAAUAUUAAAUACAUCUUCAGUACAAACACAGGUUUAUGAUGAUGUAUAAAGUCAAUAUAAUAGAGCAUCCCGAGGAAAAAAUCAACAGUCUCCAAACA
Messenger RNA from Sciurus carolinensis (gray squirrel), 3100 nucleotides. RefSeq names its product SLC2A4 regulator (gene Slc2a4rg). Gene Ontology annotation, molecular function: RNA polymerase II cis-regulatory region sequence-specific DNA binding; DNA-binding transcription factor activity. The transcript is spliced from 6 exons. The coding region runs from base 869 to 2179 and encodes 436 amino acids. Gene Ontology annotation, biological process: regulation of transcription by RNA polymerase II. Lineage: Eukaryota; Metazoa; Chordata; Mammalia; Rodentia; Sciuridae. Gene Ontology annotation, cellular component: nucleus. The record is from RefSeq and is a predicted model, not a curated record.